Benincasa hispida (wax gourd) is the source of this 841-nucleotide messenger RNA. Its product is annotated as eukaryotic translation initiation factor 5A-like. Gene Ontology annotation, biological process: positive regulation of translational termination; positive regulation of translational elongation. NCBI's taxonomy places the organism in Eukaryota, Viridiplantae, Streptophyta, Magnoliopsida, Cucurbitales, Cucurbitaceae. Gene Ontology annotation, molecular function: translation elongation factor activity; ribosome binding; RNA binding. The record is from RefSeq and is a predicted model, not a curated record.
CCUCUUGACUCGUACUCUCCUCCUUCCUCCCGUUUUCCUUCCGCUUCCAUCGAAAUCCCACUGUUGAACACAGGAGAAGAAGAAGCCCCGGAAGCUGUAGAACGAAAUCUUCAGCCAUGUCGGACGAGGAGCAUCACUUUGAAUCCAAGGCCGACGCCGGAGCCUCCAAGACCUACCCACAACAGGCCGGAACUAUCCGGAAGAACGGCUACAUCGUCAUCAAGAACCGUCCAUGCAAGGUGGUUGAGGUUUCAACUUCUAAGACAGGAAAGCACGGGCAUGCUAAGUGUCACUUUGUUGGAAUCGACAUCUUCACUGCCAAGAAGCUCGAAGAUAUCGUUCCUUCAUCCCACAAUUGUGAUGUGCCCCAUGUUAAUCGUACUGAUUAUCAGCUGAUUGAUAUCUCUGAGGAUGGAUUUGUGAGUCUUUUAACUGACAGUGGUGACACCAAGGAUGAUUUGAGGCUUCCAACUGAUGAUAACCUUCUCAAACAGAUUAAGGAGGGAUUUGCUGAAGGAAAGGACCUUGUCGUGUCGGUGAUGUCUGCCAUGGGAGAGGAACAAAUUUGUGCCCUGAAGGAUAUAGGCCCGAAGAAUUAGGUCUCUUGCACAAAGUUAAGUUGUGGUCAACUGCUUUUUAUCGCCGAAUUCCUCGAUUGUAUCUGUUAACGCAUCACUCUUCUCCCUUCCUCCCUUCUCUCUCUCACCUUCUGGCCCAGGAUGUAUCGUUGGUUCGUGCAUCAUUACUGUGUUUUAUGUUGUGUUAUUUUAUGAUAUUGGGUGUAAUGUUAUUGGGUUUUUGGAUGCUUACUUUGAUAAUCGAAGUGAAUAAUUUUUGCAAA